Molecule: messenger RNA, 573 nt
Organism: Penicillium soppii
Lineage: Eukaryota; Fungi; Ascomycota; Eurotiomycetes; Eurotiales; Aspergillaceae
Product: peptide alpha-N-acetyltransferase complex B subunit NAT3
Exons: 3
Coding region: 1-573 (190 amino acids)
Biological process (GO): N-terminal peptidyl-methionine acetylation
Cellular component (GO): NatB complex
Molecular function (GO): protein-N-terminal amino-acid acetyltransferase activity
Source: RefSeq, a predicted model, not a curated record
AUGAGCUCCAUUGAGCGCAUGUCCCCUCUGGACCUGUUAAACCUGAACCAGACAAAUCUCGACCCCCUGACAGAGAACUAUGACCUUGGCUUCUAUCUCAAUUAUCUGAACAAAUGGCCGUCACUUUUCAGCACUGUGACAGACCGUGAUGCGGGCAUCGUGGGCUAUAUCAUGGGAAAGCUAGAAGAGCAACACCCCUCAAUGCGACACUCAGAGCACUACACACCAUGGCACGGACACAUCACAGUGCUAACCGUGGCACCAGCCUGGCGUCGGCUUGGAUUUGCACGCAGGCUGACCGAGCAGCUGGAGCGCGGAUCCGAUAGCAAAGAUGCCUGGUUUGUGGAUCUAUACGUUCGGGCCGGGAAUAAGGUUGCAUACGACAUGUACAAGGGCAUGGGGUACUCUGUAUUCAGGCGAGUGGUCAAUUAUUAUAGUGAUGAUCCAUCGGGGAUGUCGGAAACUGGAGAAGAUGCGUUCGAUAUGCGCAAGCCGUGCAGUCGGGAUAAGAAGCUUGAGCACGUGCGAGAAGAUGGCGAGAACUUCCCUGUUGGCCCAGAGGAUGUUAUGUAA